Molecule: messenger RNA, 353 nt
Organism: Sinocyclocheilus grahami
Lineage: Eukaryota; Metazoa; Chordata; Actinopteri; Cypriniformes; Cyprinidae
Product: veficolin-1-like
Exons: 3
Biological process (GO): blood coagulation
Source: RefSeq, a predicted model, not a curated record
AUAAAUCGAAUCUGUGAUUUACUGAGGAGAGAUUGAGAAGAUGGCAAUGUUGGUAUUUUUGGUGGCUUUUCUUCCGGCUGUACUGAUGAGCGAAUGCAGACAUGAUGAUGAAAUGCUGGUCGACUGUUCUGAAAUUUAUAAAUCAGGACAAACGCUUGGUGGGAUUUAUACCAUUUAUCCAACAUCGGACAUUCCUGUCAGGGUUAACUGUCACAUGAUCACAUGUGGGAGUGAUGAAGACAGUGGAGGAUGGACGGUGAUUCAGAGGAGAAUGGACGGCGGUGUGAAUUUCUAUCAGCCGUGGAAAGAGUACAAGAGAGGAUUUGGAAAUGUGAAGGGAGAAUACUGGCUGG